Suricata suricatta (meerkat) is the source of this 1662-nucleotide messenger RNA. RefSeq names its product equatorin (gene EQTN). Lineage: Eukaryota; Metazoa; Chordata; Mammalia; Carnivora; Herpestidae. The transcript has 8 exons. Gene Ontology annotation, cellular component: plasma membrane. Gene Ontology annotation, biological process: acrosomal vesicle exocytosis; fusion of sperm to egg plasma membrane involved in single fertilization; endocytosis. The record is from RefSeq and is a predicted model, not a curated record. Bases 60 to 1250 code for a protein of 396 amino acids.
CAGAAAGGACACCCUGAGGAGACUCAGUGGAUUACUGGAUAAAUCCUAUCAUUUUCCCAAUGAAUUUUAUAUUGUUUAUUUUUGUAUCUGGAGUUUUUUCCUCACCGCUCUCCAAUAUGAUUUCCCAUAAUUAUGAGUCUAGGAACAUGAUUCUUCCUGAAAUUAUGUUGCCUGAAAAACUACAUAAAGAGGCACUGGAAAAUAAGGAAUCACUGGAAAAUAGGGAGCCACCAGAAAAUAAGGAGCCACUGGAAAACAAGGAGCCACUGGAAAAUAAGGAGCCACUGGAAAACAAGGAGCCACUGGAAAACAAGGAGCCACUGGAAAAUAAGGAGCCACUGGAAAACAAGGAGCCAUUGGAAAAUAAGGAGCCACUGGAAAAUAAGGAGCCACCGGAAAAUAAGGAGCCACCGGAAAACAAGGAGCCACUGGAAAAUAAGCUACCAGAAAAUAAGCCACUGGAAAAUAAGACAGAUAAUUCUGCUAAUGAGAAGAAUGGCAAUUAUUAUAAAGAUAUAAAACAAUAUGUGUUCAUAACACAAAAUCCAAAUGGCAGCCAGUCUGAAAUAUCCGUGAGAGCAACAACUGAUUUGCAAUUUGUUCUAAGAAACUAUAAACUCAAGGAAACAACUACAUCUCCUGGAAGAGCCACCGAUGAAGAACGUGCUCCCGAACCCCCUCAAAAACAAUAUCGAAGACUAAACAAGCAUCCAAAUGAGCCUGCAUUUUGGACAAUGUUAGCUAAAGCUAUAAAUGCAACACCAGCAGCUGAGGAGCUUGAUGAAAAAGAUCAAUUAUUUCACCCAAUUCCAAACUCUGAUUUGAAUGCUACAAAAGAAGACAAUGCAACACAGCUACAGGAAAUCAAGUUACAAUUAAUGCUGGGCAUCUCGUUGAUGACCCUCUUCCUUUUUGUCAUCAUCUUGGCCAUCAGCACUGCCUUGCUAUACAAAGUGAAGAGAAUGAAUUAUAAAAGUCCAGUUCCGACUGAAUACUCCAUCAACCCAGAGCUGGCAACUCUGUCUUACUUCCAUCCAUCAGAAGGCGUAUCAGAUACAUCUUUUUCUAAGAGUGCUGACAGCAGCACAAUUUGGGUCGCUACAUCUUCAGAAUUGAAAACUGGAGACUCAGUGUCAAAAUCUAGAAUGACGGACAUAGUUUUCAUGGCCUCAGAUGAUAUAGGCAUGAAUGAUGAGUCCUAUUUAAUUCAGAGUGAGGCACCAAAUGAGGAAACUCCCAUGGAUGAAUAGAUGUUAAAUUUGUGUCAGAAAGCAAUCCAUUUCUUUGUGAUUCUCAUUAAGGUCAUGAUUUGGAAACUCUGCUGAGAAAUUUAAAUUUCCUGAUGUCUGAAAAGGAGGACAUAUUCAAUAAAAUUAUCUCAGCCAUGAAAGUUGUAUAAUGGAAAAAAUACAAAAAAUAAAUUAAGGUGUGGAAAACUCAUCCAGUAAAAAUAAUCCUGGACAGUGACUUAUGAAAAGUAUUCACUCUAGGCUGGUUCCCUUUAAAAUAAGAACAUUUAGACAUUCAUCUUGUCUGUAUUCUGACUUUCAGGGUAAUCACCACUGCCUAUGCCCUUCCCCCAAAGCAAAAAGAAACACCUGUUGUGUUUUACUGGUGAAACAGUUGUGCCCUAUCAAGAAAUAAAACUAAAUUAGUACUAGA